Molecule: messenger RNA, 1271 nt
Organism: Anopheles darlingi
Lineage: Eukaryota; Metazoa; Arthropoda; Insecta; Diptera; Culicidae
Gene: Ogg1
Product: N-glycosylase/DNA lyase
Exons: 3
Coding region: 2-1228 (408 amino acids)
Biological process (GO): base-excision repair, AP site formation; nucleotide-excision repair; base-excision repair
Cellular component (GO): nucleus
Molecular function (GO): 8-oxo-7,8-dihydroguanine DNA N-glycosylase activity; damaged DNA binding
Source: RefSeq, a predicted model, not a curated record
AAUGUUUACAUCGGUGUUCUGGCGCGAAACUGUUCAAGCGACUUGGCUGAAGUGCUUUCGGCGGAAAUUCUCUAACAUGACUACUGCCUCCGGUUCUAAGUGGCGAUCAUUGCUUUGUGAAUCAUCUCAACUCCAGCUGAAGGCAACGCUGCUCGGUGGUCAAAGCUUCCGUUGGAAAGAUCGUAAAUCAACUGGAAAAGAUCAAUCGGAUGAUGCAAACGGUGAGUUCAUCGGCGUGUUUGCCAACAUUGUAUGGUUGCUGCGCCAAACGGAACGGGAACUACAGUACCGGAUCGUCGGUGAGCAACCGUACCCGAACGCGUCUGUCAAUGCGCCACAGACUCCGGCAGAUAGUAAGGCUCCCGAGGGUAACAAUCUGGCUCAGGUUCGGAUGAAGCUGCCGGAGCCGAAGGAGUUUGCCAAGCAUAGCGAAUUGCUGUACCCUGCCGCGCACUAUGAGCAAUUGUUACGGAUCUACUUUCGCCUGGACGUUGAUCUGGAGCAACACUAUCGCAAAUGGAUCGAGUGCCACGAUCACUUCGCUAACAGCGCUCACCGGUUUUAUGCUGUACGGCAGCUGGAUCAGGAUCCGGUUGAGAAUCUGUUCAGCUUCAUCUGCUCUCAGAACAACCACAUCACAAGAAUCUCGGAUCUGGUAGAGAAGCUAUGCACGAACUAUGGAGACAAGAUUUGCGACUUCGAAGGCACCACGUAUUGGAACUUUCCCUCAGUCGAGGCCCUGGCGGACGGCGCGGUCGAGGGACGAUUGCGUGAGCUUGGAUUCGGGUAUCGCGCCAAGUACAUACAAGGUUCUGCGGCUAAAAUCCUAUCGCUCGGUGGUCUCGAAUGGUUCCGACGCCUAACCGAGCUGGACUACAAGGCGGCCCGUACGGAACUGAUCGGAUUGCCGGGUAUCGGACCGAAGGUGGCCGAUUGUGUGUGUUUGAUGUCACUGAACCAUCUGCAGGCCAUCCCGGUCGAUACGCACGUCUUUCAGCUGGCAAAGCACUAUCUGCACGGGCUCGGUAACAAAACGCAGGCCGUCACCGACAAGCAGUACGUGCUGGUGGCGGAUAAAUUUCGCGAGAUCUACGGCCCGUACGCUGGCUGGGCACAGACCGUGCUGUUCUGUUCCGAUUUGCGGCAGUUUAAGGAUCGAAACGAAAACAACGCACCACCGGACGAUAAGGUACCGGCAUCGAAGAAGAAAGCAAAGAACGGGAACUGACGGAAGCGAUAGAAAGGGAUGGCCAUGAGCAUAAGGGGCAUAU